Messenger RNA from Vicia faba (fava bean), 2430 nucleotides. NCBI's taxonomy places the organism in Eukaryota, Viridiplantae, Streptophyta, Magnoliopsida, Fabales, Fabaceae. The record is from the annotation of a GenBank genome assembly.
AUGUCUUCUUCCUUUAUUACUUCAAACCGCUUAACUCCAACCCUAACUACCCCUCCCCCUCGCCGCCGCAACAACUAUAUCGCCACCGCUCAUCCUUCUUCAAUCAAAUGUCACCUUUCUUCUUCCGAUGAUAACAAUGAUUCCUUCAAUUCCUCCCUUCUCAAAACCCUAUCCACCACCGCCGUUGUUUCCUCCGCCGCCGCUUCCGCUUUCUUCCUCACUGGUUAUCUCCAUUUCCCCAUCCCUAAUUUGCCCGGACUCAAUGGAGGCGGCGCAGGUGGAGGAGGCGGAGGAAGUGGAGGUGGAGGAAGUGGAGGUGGUGGAGGUGGCUGGUUUAACGGUGGCGAAGGAUCGUUCUGGUCGAGAAUUCUAUCUCCAGCCAGAGCCAUCGCUGACGAACCAAAAUCACAAGAUUGGGAUUCACAUGAGUUACCGGCGAACAUCACGGUUUUACUUGGCAGGCUAAGUGGGUUUAAGAAAUACAAAAUUUCCGAUAUCGUUUUCCUCGACCGGAACACGAAGAGGAAAAUCGGAACGGAAGAUUCGUUCUUGGAUAUGGUAUCUCUUAAACCUGGAGGGGUUUACACCAAAGCUCAGCUUCAGAAGGAGUUGGAAAGCUUGGCUACUUGUGGAAUGUUUGAGAAGGUUGACAUGGAAGGGAAAACCAAUGCAGACGGGUCGUUAGGGUUGACGAUUUCGUUUGCUGAGAGUAUGUGGGAGAAAGCAGACCGGUUUAGAUGCAUCAAUGUUGGUUUGAUGGGUCAAUCCAAACCGAUUGAGAUGGACCCUGAUAUGAGUGAUAAGGAGAAGCUUGAAUUUUUUAGAAGACAAGAGAGGGAAUAUAAGAGGAGAAUUGAAGCUGCCAGGCCUUGUCUUUUGCCUUCUUCGGUUCAUAAGGAGAUUAGGGAUAUGUUGGGUAAACAAGGGAGGGUUAGUGCUAGGUUGUUGCAGAGGAUUAGGGACCGUGUUCAGAGGUGGUAUCAUGACGAAGGUUAUGCUUGUGCUCAGGUUGUUAAUUUUGGUAACCUUAAUACACGUGAGGUUGUGUGUGAGGUUGUUGAAGGGGAUAUUACUAAGUUGUCUAUUCAGUAUUUGGAUAAACUUGGUAAUGUUGUUGAAGGUAACACGGAAGGUCCUGUUGUUCAAAGAGAACUUCCAAAACAGCUUCUACCGGGUCAUACUUUUAACAUUGAAGCUGGGAAACAAGCUUUGAGGAACAUAAAUUCCCUUGCUUUGUUUUCCAACAUUGAGGUGAAUCCACGGCCCGAUGAGAAGAACGAGGGAAGCAUAAUAGUUGAAAUUAAGCUCAAAGAGUUGGAGCAGAAAUCAGCUGAAGUUAGUACCGAGUGGAGUAUUGUUCCUGGGCGAGGAGGACGUCCCACUUUGGCUUCGUUGCAGCCGGGAGGGACUAUUACUUUUGAACAUCGGAAUCUGCAAGGAUUAAAUAGGUCACUUACUGGUUCGGUGACAACUAGCAACUUCUUGAAUCCUCAGGAUGAUCUUGCAUUUAAAAUGGAGUAUGCACAUCCGUAUUUGGAUGGUGUAAAUAAUCCACGGAACCGAACUCUCCGUGUAAGCUGCUUCAAUAGCCGAAAGCUGAGUCCAGUGUUCACUGGAGGGCCAGGAGUGGAUGAAGUGCCUUCAAUAUGGGUUGACCGUGCUGGUGCAAAAGCUAAUAUCACUGAGAAUUUUUCUCGUCAAAGUAAAUUCACUUAUGGAUUGGUAAUGGAAGAGAUAAUAACACGUGAUGAAAGCAAUCACAUCUGUUCCAAUGGUCAAAGAGUAUUACCUAAUGGAGGAAUUAGUGCAGAUGGACCUCCAACCACCCUUAGUGGUACUGGUAUCGAUAGGAUGGCGUUUUUGCAGGCUAAUAUUACGCGGGAUAACACAAGGUUUGUGAAUGGAACUAUAGUUGGAAGCAGGAACAUGUUCCAGGUAGAUCAAGGCCUUGGCAUUGGUACCAAUUUCCCAUUCUUUAAUCGUCACCAAUUAACUGUGACUCAGUUUAUCCAAUUGAAGUCUGUGGAGGAAGGUGCUGGUAAAUCACCACCGCCAGUGCUUGUCCUCCACGGCCACUAUGGUGGCUGUGUAGGUGAUCUUCCAAGUUAUGAUGCUUUUACUCUUGGGGGUCCCUAUUCUGUUAGGGGUUACAACAUGGGUGAGAUUGGAGCAGCCAGAAACAUCCUCGAGCUGGCAGCUGAGGUACGUAUACCUAUUAAAGGUACACACGUGUAUGCCUUUGCAGAACAUGGCACUGAUCUAGGAAGUUCGAAAGAUGUCAAAGGAAAUCCGACUGUAGUCUAUAGGCGAAUGGGUCAGGGGUCCUCUUAUGGUGCUGGUAUGAAGCUUGGUUUAGUAAGAGCAGAAUAUGCUGUUGACCAUAAUUCAGGAACAGGUGCAGUAUUUUUCCGGUUUGGAGAAAGAUUUUGA